Molecule: messenger RNA, 5496 nt
Organism: Closterium sp. Naga37s-1
Lineage: Eukaryota; Viridiplantae; Streptophyta; Zygnematophyceae; Desmidiales; Closteriaceae
Source: the annotation of a GenBank genome assembly
AUGCUCUCCGCUGCCGCCGUCUCAGACCCUGAAACCACCAUUUUCAACACCGCUUCGCUCUCCUCCCUGUUUGAGUCCAAACUUGCGUUCACUGACGUUUCGGGAUCAUCGCCGUCGGCGCAUCACAUUUCACUGGACGAUUCAACGACUGUCAGCAGCAACAGCAACAGCAAUAGCAGCGGCGGCGGCAGCGGCAGCGGCAGCGGCAUCAGCGGCGGUUUUCCCGGCCUGCCCUUGCCUGCAGGAGCCUCGUUUCUUGGCAGCAGCAGCAAUGGGGGCUCGAGCCUGUUCGGUACUCCCGGGGUUAUCGGUAGUAGGCGGAUCUCCCCCACAGAUCUUACCAGCGACUAUCUCGGCGGAGGCCAUUCGUGGCCGCGAAACGGUCCGGUAGGGUUACCAGCAUCGCAAGGCAGCAACAGCUCGAUCAUCGGCGGCGUUGGCAGCCAGGGUAACCCGAUUGUUGGAUUUGGCGACGGUUUUAACGGCGGAUUUAGCGGCGGGUUUGGCGACGCGUUUGGCGGCGGCAACGGUGGCCUGGGGCACGUUGGGAAGGGAGCAGGGUUGGGGAGUGACGGUAUGGGGGAAUCCAUGGUGGCGGGAGGUCUCGCCGCGGUGCACGGCAGUAGCUACGCGGAAGGCUCGUCGUUCAACUCGCACGCCGCGUUUCAGCUGCCGUCGCUUGCAAGGCACCAGCAGCCGCCGCAGCAGCAGCAGCACCCGGGUCAGGAUCUGAUAGCCCAGCAGCAUUUGAAUCUGCAUCCUGUAAAUCCUGUCAUGCGUCCAUUCAUGCAGCAGCAACAGCAGCAGGCACAGCAGGCACAGCAGGGUCAGCUGGUGCAGCUGCAAGGCACGGAUCUUGCGAACCAAGGCCCGCCGGUUUUAGGUCUGGAUCGCGACGUGCCUCGUGCUUUCGCCGAUCAACUCCCGUCGCAGAUCCUUCCGGACGACGAGGAAGAGCUCUUCGCAGACAUCGCAGAGGAGUACGAACGACACCUGCGAUCGGAAGCCGUCGCCGCCGCCGCUGCUGCUGCCGCCGCUGCUGCUGUCGCGAGAUCCGAUUCGACCGGCGCAGCCCGUCGCGCGAGCAGCAGCAGGCGCGCGGGGGGGAGCGCGGGCAGCGGAAGGGGGGAAGGGGGAGGCGCGGGGGACGAUGGCGGGGAGGGGGAUGGCGCGGAGGGGGACGACGCGGCGGACGAUUUGUUCUGCAGCAGCGGAGGCAUGGAGCUAGAUCUCGACCCCGCCGACGGCAUGGCGCCGCAGGGAAGCUUCCGCCGCCUGCCGCUUCCGCGCGAUGCCUUUUCCGCCGCCGCUGCUGGUGGUGGUUCUGCUGCUGGUGCUGCUGGUACUCGCGGUGUUGCGCAAAGCGCGGUUCUCAAGGGGGCGGGUAGGGGCCAGGCUGCGGCUGCGGCGGGGAUGAUGGCGACGGUGGCGGUAGCGGCGUCCGCGUCCGCGUUCGCAGGCGCAGCGCAGGGCGCGGGGAGUGAGCAUCCGCGCGGGGAGCGGCCGUCGCGGACUCUGUUCGUGCGGAACAUCAACAGCAGCGUGGAGGAGGCGGAGCUGCGCGCGCUGUUUGAGCGCCACGGGGACAUCCGCACGCUGUACGUGGCGUGCAAGCACCGCGGGUUCGUGAUGGUGUCCUUCUACGACCUGCGCGCCGCCCUCGCCGCCAUGGCCGCGCUGCAGGGCACGCCGCUGCGCCGCCGCAACCUCGACAUCCACUUCUCCAUCCCCAAGGAUAACCCGUCGGACAAGGACGUGAAUCAGGGCACGCUGUUGGUGCCCGUCGCGACUGCAUCCGCCAACGCCACCACCAGCGGCGCCACUGCUGCCACCACGCACCACGACCUGCUCCGCAUCUUCUCCGCUUACGGCGACGUCAAGGAGAUCCGGGAGGCUCCGGGGCAGCAGCAGCAGCAGCAGCACAGGCUGGUGGAGUUCUACGAUGUGCGUGCUGCAGAGGCGGCGCUCAGGGCGCUCAACCGCAGCGGCAGCAGCAGCAGCAGCAGCAGCAGCAGUAGCGUCAACGGAGGCCCCACGGGGGUCACGCUCCACGCGACCCGCCCCGGGGACGCUCGCCGCAGUGCAUCCCGUGCCCCUAAUGACGCAGCUGGCCCCAUCUCCGUCUCUCUCCCGUCCUCCGACCGCCUCUGGCGCUCCCAGGGGGGAAGCGCGCACCAAGCUCCGCAUCUCCCCCCGUCCUCCCCCCAUGAGGCGGCCGCCGCCGCCGCAGCCGCCACCACAGUGGAGGUGGGGCGCGGGGGGCGCAUUCUCCCCCCGGGCGCCCCUCCCGCGUCCUCCCCCCCGCGUGCUGCGGACGGGGAGUCAGGUGCAGGCGUGAGAGCAGGUGUGGAGCUUUUAUACGGGCAUGGGGCUGAUAGGAGCGGAAGAGGUGGUAGGGGCGAUGGAAAGGGGAGUGAGGUUGAAGGAGGGGAAGGACAGGGAGGUGAGAAACCGCAGGGAACAGUGCAGCGAGAUGAGCAAGUGCUGGUUCAGAUGCAGCAACAGCAGCAGCAGCAGCAGCAGCAGCAGCAGCAGCAGCAAGAACAGCUGCAGCAGCAGCAGCAGUCGGCGCAAUUGUGGCAUCAGCAGCAGCAGCAGCGUCUGCUGCACCAUUCCAACUCCCUGCCAGACUACGGUCUCAAUGCUGCCGCCACAGCCUUCUCAUCUUCUUCCUUCUCCUCCUCUCCCUCUCCCUUCCUCGCGGCGAGUUCCGAGACGUCCCUUGGUGCCGUUGCCCGUGCUGUGCGUGUGAGUGGUGGCGGUGGUAGCUGGGCGAACAGUGAGUCUCUGCUUGUCAGCAGUAUUUUGGAGCAUGGGGAGCAGCAGCAGCAGCAGCAGCAGCAGCAGCAGCAGCAGCAGCAGCAGCAGCAGCAGCAGCAGCAGCAGGGAGGAGUAUCAGCACGGGGUAUGGAGCACCACAUUCAGCACCGGCAGCAGCUGCAGCAGCUGCUGCAGUUGCAGCAGCAGCAGGAGUUGCAGGAGCAGCGGCAGCGCCAUCAUCAGCAGCAGCAGCAGCUGGAGGAGCAGCUACGUGCUCUCACCUCCCACGCGCACCUCUCCUCAUCUCUCCCAGAGAAUGCCUUGUGGGGAGGGGGUCCCUCGUCUCUUCACCCCUCCCUGCCGCCAGCCCUACGCCCAGCCCUUCACGAGCAGCAGAUACAAUUGCACCACUACCAGCAGCAGCAGCUUCAUCAGCAGCAGCAACAGCAACAGCAACAGCAGCAGCAGCAGCAGCAACAGCAGCAACAGCAGCAGCAGCAGCAGCAGCACCAGCAGCAGCAGCAGCAGCGGUUGCCUGUGUCGCUCCUGACCUUAGCACAAUCCCUGAGCUUGCAAGCUUCAGCAGGAGCUGCAAAUCCCACGCUGCAAUCGCAGCUGCUCAACCAGCUUUCAUUCCAGCAGCAGCAGCAGCUAGGGCUGCCAGGGCUAGGGGCAGGUGGGGCGGACGCGUUAACAGGUGGCAGUGGAAGCAUGGGUAUGGGUUCGGAAAUGGGUGGGCUUGGUGCAAAGAUGGGCCGAGCUCACUCGUUUGGAGCGCUCGGUCACUCCUCACCAACCGUGGCUUCUGCUUCCUCUGCUACCACUGGUGCUGUUGGUGGCGCUGCUGGUGGUGCUGGUGGUGCUAGUGGUGGUGAUGCUGCUGCUGGUGGUGGCGGUUCUCAUGGGUUUUCGGCCCCUGCCCACCGUGCUGCAGACCCUUUUGCAAUGAAGAUGCAGUUGUACGCGCAGGCUCAAGCGCAGCAGCAGCAGCAACAGCAGCAGCAGCAGCAGCAGCAGCAGCAGCAGCAGCAGCAGCAGCAGCAGCAGCAGCAGCAGCAGCAGCAGCAGCAGCAGCAGCAGCAGCAGCAGCAGCAGCAGCAGCAGCAGCAGCAGCAGCAGCAGCAGCAGCAGCAACAACUACACCAGCAGCAGCAACAGCAGCUCCUCCUCUCAGGCUCACCCGACUCUUUCUCCUACGACAACCCUCUGCUAGGAAACGGGCUGCUGGGGAGUUCUGUCGGAGGGAGUGGAACGGGCAUGGGGGGCGGGCGGUUGGGUGUGAUGGCGGGAGCAGCAGCAGGAGGAGCGGGGGUGGGAGCAGGAGGAGCAGCAGUGGGAGCGGCGGUGGCUGGUAGUGGUCGUGUGGUGCAUGGGAUGGAUCAUUUCGGUUCUCUUUCUGGCUCGUUCUCGGCGGGCUCCUUUGCUGGUGCGCUGUCUAGCUCUCUUUCCGCCGCUGCUGCGAUGCAUCACGGUGUUGACACCACCUUUGGCCUCCAUUUUCCACCAGCAGCAGCAGCAGCAGGAGCAGGAGCGCCCAGAGCAGCGUCCCCUGCUGUUGAUUUCAACCCUGCUGCAGCAGCUGCGGCUGCUGGCUCUGCGGCAGCUGAUUUCAACGGCGCUGGGUUAGGUCUGGGUGUGCCGAGCCUGGUCUCCAGCUUGGCGUCGAGCCUGGGAUCUGGGCUCGGGAGAGGGUUUGGGUCGCAAUACGGGGUGGGAGGAAUAACCCCACCAGGUUUAUCCUCAGGUGUUUCGGCUAGCAGCAUGAGCCUGCGCGAGCCAGUUGGCAGCAUGGGCAGCAUGGGAAGCAUGGGAAGCAUGGAUAGAACCCGUGGGGGAGCAGGCGCAGUGGCAGCGGCUCUUAUGCUGGGGCUGGAGAGUGGUAUGGAGGGCACUCCUCCUUCUCCCAGUCUGCUGUCGCCUCACCUGAAGACCAGCGCCAGUGGACGGUCCUUGUCAGGGCUGGGAGGUGGGGAGAACGCUGGGAGGGUUGCAGGAGGGCCGGGAGGGGGAGGAACGGGUGGUGGUGGUGGCGGGGGGGGAGGAGGAGGGGCAGGGAUGGAAGGGUAUGGGGAGAGGAGUCGAGGGAGGAGGUCGGAGGGUGGGGGAGGCGGCGGGGGUGGGGGCGGCGGUGGGGAUGCGAAGAGGCAGUAUUUGCUGGAGGUGGAUCGGAUACUGCGAGGGGAGGACUCGCGCACCACGCUCAUGAUCAAGAACAUUCCCAACAAGUACACACAGAAGAUGCUGCUGGCAGCCAUUGAUGAGAAGCACAAGGGCACCUACGACUUCUUCUAUCUCCCUAUUGACUUCAAGAACAAGUGCAACGUGGGGUACGCCUUCAUCAACAUGAUGGACCCAUUCAAGAUCGUUCCACUCUACCAGAGUUUCAAUGGGAAGCGGUGGGAGAAGUUCAACAGUGAGAAGGUGGCCAACAUUGCGUAUGCGCGCAUCCAGGGCAAGCAGGCCCUCAUCGCCCACUUCCAAAACUCCUCGCUCAUGAACGAGGACAAGCGCUGCCGCCCCAUCCUGUUCCAGUCCCAGGGGCCAAACGCCGGCGACCAGGUGAGUGGCGGUGCUGGGAGGGAACCUCUUAGUUCCCACAUGUCUCCUUUCCUCUCCGUCCCUGCACCUCUGGUGCUGUUGUUCUGCAAGAGCUUGCAUUAUGAGCAAUGGGAGGUCAUAUCAGCCUUUUCCCCUCCGAGAUUGGCUGUCUUUGCCGGCUUCUUUUCCCCUCACUGA